ACACUGAAAUUUGAAGAAAUAGGAUUAAAAACACACGCACGAGCCAACCUUCUAGGUGCAGGGAAUCUUCACAAAUCGUAGGUUUUGCCCAGCAGUUAUAGACAUAUAACCUAGAGAAGUAAUAGAGAUUGUUCGGACUCUCUCUCUCUCUCUCUCUCUCUCUCUCUCUAAGAAAAAUGCCCUAAUCUUUCUCUAGUUUUCAGUCCAAAAUGAUGUCUACUAUCCCAUAUAAGUCACCGGCACUUCAUCAUUUCUUCCUACUGCUAGAGCUUGCAAGCCUACUUUAAUGGCUUCCACACCACCCAAACCAUCAAAACAGCUUGGAGAAUUUUUACUGGAGCAACAAGAACCUUUCAUCCUAGACGAGUAUCUUUUAGAAAGAGGGUGCCUGAAGAACAGCUCAAAUUCAAGAAGCAACCUUGGCAGCUGCUGCGGCAAUUCAACGAAGUUACUAAAGAGGUCGGCCAGUUGUGGCUUAAACAAGAGCAGAAAUGAUGUUCCACGCUGCUCCAAAAUACUGGGAUGUGUAUAUAAGAAGUUUGUUUCAAUUAAAGAGGACAAGAGAAGGAAGAGUUCUGAAUAUAAAGAUGAAGAAUAUAGUGCCCCUGCAACGGAGAUGGUUGACAAAGAAGUUGCGGAAUCGGAUGGUUUUUCCUCAUCUAGCAGCACGACAGUGUUCAACUCCUGCUCAGAGAGCGAUAAGGAGGAAAUAUCAACUUCAUCAUGUAAAGAUCAGACCUUCUUUGAUGUCGAAACUUUCCAAGCUAUGGAACUCUGCAAUAUCGAAAAACUUCGGCGGAGAUGCAAUGAAGACAGUAAGCAACUCAGCCCUGUGUCAGUACUAGAAGAAAUAUCCUCCCCUGAAGAGCAACAAAAUGCCAGGAUAAGACAAGAAGAGAAUCCAACAGCCUGUCCCAAGAAAGGUCUACAAGACUGCACACUAUCAUCAGUAGCUCUUCCAAGGGAAUUGCUCUUUCACUUGGCAACAGAGAAGCCAAUUCAUACAGGAGUUGCAGAGUUGCAAAGGCUUGGAGAGUCUAUUGCAACAAACAAAGCAGCUUCUGUUUGAUUGUGUGAGGGAGGCGAUGGAGACCCAUGUGAGGAGGGAGAGAGGGAAGCAGCAUCACAAAGAAUUGUUGGGGCCUGAAGAGCUCGGGAGGCUCAUCUGUGAAAGAAUGAGGUUAUGGGGGAAACAGGCUGGAGAUGAAACAAACACAAAUUAUUUCUUGGAUUUGGACUCGGAUUCCGUGGACGAAUGGCGUACUUUGGAACAGCAGAAGAGGAAAAUUGCGUUGGAGAUUGGAGAUGCCAUUUUGGAAGAGAUCCAGACUGAAAUUGUCAUAGAAACGAAUGAUUUCCCGACAGCAACAGCAUUUUGACCUCAUUCCAAAUUUCACUGCUUACGCUUGAUUACCUGCUCAUCCUUCUAUGUUAUCUCUGAGUCAGUCAUUCUGAGCCAGGACAAACGAAAGACGCAUAUUCCUUGCAGUAGCCACCUUUUCCAGGAGCAGAAUUUAUAUUUCUUUUUAGUUGCAAAUUCAACUCAAGCACCCCAGUAUACAUAACAGGCUGCAAAUGUGUGCACAGAGAAACAUGCACUACGAACAUUAAGCACCAAGCAUGCUUGUUGUGGUUAAGCAUUCUAAA
Molecule: messenger RNA, 1647 nt
Organism: Carya illinoinensis
Lineage: Eukaryota; Viridiplantae; Streptophyta; Magnoliopsida; Fagales; Juglandaceae
Exons: 3
Coding region: 287-1069 (260 amino acids)
Source: RefSeq, a predicted model, not a curated record